CAGUAUCCGUGAGGCAGUCUACUGAAUCAGGCUGAAUUCUCUGUAGACUUAGAGUUAAUAUUUACGUGUAUGAAUGAUAUAUUGAAAGUGUCCAUUUCUGUGUUAAAAUUAAUUUUCUGUGACAUUUAAUGGUGCAUUUGGCUGGCGUUAUGCGUUCCGAUUAUUUAUAAGCCGUGCCGUGAAUUGGCGAGCGAAUUCCAGACUUUAAAUUUCGCUUUUGGAAUAACCGGGAGAGGAUGGACUACUCUCGGCCAAUAUGUGCCCUCCUUGCUCUUCUCGUUUUCUAUUUAACGCACCUCGCACAAUGUACGAACGCGAAGAUAAACUUCAGAGAAAAAGAGAAACAGAUUCUGGACCAGAUUUUGGGUCCAGGGAGAUACGACGCGCGCAUCAGACCCUCCGGUAUCAAUGGCACUGGCGAUGCGCCAACGUUUGUUCACGUCAACAUGUAUCUACGAUCUAUCAGCAAAAUAGAUGAUUACAAGAUGGAAUAUUCCGUACAAUUGACGUUCAGGGAACAAUGGCUGGAUGAACGCUUGAAAUUUAACAAUUUGGGAGGUCGCUUGAAGUACCUAACGCUGACAGAAGCCAACAGAGUAUGGAUGCCGGAUCUGUUCUUCUCGAACGAGAAGGAAGGUCACUUCCACAACAUCAUCAUGCCGAACGUGUACAUCAGGAUAUUCCCCAAUGGCAACGUGCUGUACAGCAUCCGUAUCUCGCUGACUCUGUCCUGUCCCAUGAACCUGAAAUUGUACCCGUUGGAUAAGCAAACUUGCUCAUUGAGGAUGGCUAGUUAUGGCUGGACGACUGACGAUCUCGUGUUCCUGUGGAAGGAAGGUGACCCAGUCCAGGUUGUGAAGAACCUACAUCUGCCUCGCUUUACCCUCGAGAAAUUUUUAACUGAUUACUGUAACAGCAAAACUAAUACAGGUGAAUACAGUUGCUUGAAAGUGGACCUCUUGUUCAAGAGAGAGUUCAGUUACUACCUCAUCCAGAUCUACAUUCCUUGCUGCAUGCUUGUCAUUGUCUCCUGGGUUUCCUUCUGGUUGGAUCAAGGAGCUGUACCUGCUAGAGUGUCACUGGGGGUAACAACGCUCCUAACGAUGGCGACCCAAUCGUCCGGCAUCAACGCGUCACUACCCCCCGUGUCCUACACAAAAGCGAUCGACGUCUGGACCGGCGUGUGUCUCACGUUCGUGUUCGGCGCGCUGCUCGAGUUCGCGCUCGUGAACUAUGCGUCUCGCUCUGACAUGCACCGCGAGAAUAUGAAGAAAACGAGACGGGAGAUGGAGGCCGCCGCGAGCAUGGACGCCGCGUCGGAUUUGCUAGAUACGGACAGUAAUACUACGUUCGCGAUGAAACCGCUGAUGCGCGGCGCCUCCGACAAGAUGCGGCAGUGCGAGAUCCACAUGAGCCCGCCCAAGAAGAACUGCUGCCGCAUUUGGAUGUCCAAGUUCCCGACGCGCUCCAAGCGGAUAGAUGUCAUCUCUCGCAUCACCUUCCCGCUCGUGUUUGCGCUCUUCAAUCUGGCUUACUGGUCGACGUACCUGUUCCGCGACGAGGAGGAACAAAAGUGAUUCUCGCGGUCCGGUGGGGGCGCGGGGCAGGCGGCGCAGCUGGCGGGCGCGGUGCUCUCGCCGUACGCGGUGUUCGUCGCGGUGUACGUGCUGUGCCUGCGCGCGCCCCCGCCGCCGCGCCCGCCGCGCGCGCACGCGCGUACCAGGAUAUAGAUGGAUCCUUGUUUCGUUCGAUGUUUUGACAGCGUUUGACGGAAUAGUACCGUGGGCGUGGCGUUGUGUUGGUAGUAAUGUUUUUCAGUGUGGCUCGCCGUUUGUCGUUUGGACGGUUUUGGACGUCCAUUGUUAGAUAUACUCUCCCAAGGAUUUCCAAAUCGACCGCACAUCAGCGGCCUGAGUCUCUACCACCAGU
Zerene cesonia (dogface butterfly) is the source of this 1929-nucleotide messenger RNA. RefSeq names its product glutamate-gated chloride channel (gene GluClalpha). The record is from RefSeq and is a predicted model, not a curated record. The transcript has 11 exons. The coding region runs from base 237 to 1577 and encodes 446 amino acids. Gene Ontology annotation, biological process: chemical synaptic transmission; nervous system process; signal transduction. Lineage: Eukaryota; Metazoa; Arthropoda; Insecta; Lepidoptera; Pieridae. Gene Ontology annotation, cellular component: neuron projection; membrane; synapse. Gene Ontology annotation, molecular function: chloride channel activity; neurotransmitter receptor activity; transmembrane signaling receptor activity.